Molecule: messenger RNA, 2360 nt
Organism: Strongylocentrotus purpuratus (purple sea urchin)
Lineage: Eukaryota; Metazoa; Echinodermata; Echinoidea; Camarodonta; Strongylocentrotidae
Gene: b3galt1
Product: beta-1,3-galactosyltransferase 1
Exons: 2
Coding region: 238-1620 (460 amino acids)
Cellular component (GO): membrane
Molecular function (GO): hexosyltransferase activity
Source: RefSeq, a predicted model, not a curated record
UGCGAUCAUGACGAGACGAGCGAGAUGAUACGCAUAUUGGCAUUGACCCUCUAUGCUUUGCUGGCCUGGAGUGACGAGAUGCAUAGAACAUGAAUUUCGUUAUUUUGUAGGUGAAAAAGGAUGUUGUUUUGUGUUCAGCUGGUCUUAUAAUCGAGAAAGGAGAUGAAGCGAGCUAGGUGGUUGUCGAUGCAUUGACUGAUCUUAAACCCAUUGUCAUCCAAGGAGAAAGGUAUCAAGAUGAGGAAGCUGUCUAUGAAUCUGUGUUUUGCCGUCACUAUUGCUGUGGUGAACAUCCUCUUCUACUUGAACAUGUCAGGAAACUUGUUGGCAUUCAAGAGGAAGGAGCCUAUUGAGCGUAGCAGCAAUGUGCACCCUCGUAAGGCGGAGAUGUACCAAGAAGAGAUAUCCAAGCUGGUCAGAGAGGCGGUCAGGGAUCAUGGUGUCAGCCGGGAAAACCUGACCUCGAUGCUUGAACUAGCAUACAGGGAACACCAAACAUCCGAACGCACCAGCAUGGAAGACUUCUUCAUCCACAAAGGCAAAUCUCUACCCAAGAAUAACACCUCCGAUUCUGUAGGGCUUCUAACAAAAGUAUCGAGUAAGGAACAUGCAAGAGAUGGAAUGAACGUUGAGGAUCUUGCACCAAUUCACUCUGUAAAGAACCAGUCAAAACCAAUGGAUGUUGAAAAACUUGAAAAGAUAGAUGCUCAUGACCCAACGCUUCAUGAUACACAAAGGAGUGGAGUGUUGGGUGUCAUUGGCAACUUGUUAGGCAGUGGUAAGAAGGAAACACCUAUUGUUUUUCCCCAUGACCACAACUUGGUUAUAAAUGAACCCAACAAGUGCAAGAAUGACGAUGGCAGCGAUAGGCAGGUAUUCUUCUUGGUGCUCAUCUUGAGCAUCCAUAAAAAUUUUGACCAGAGGAAUGCUGUACGGAAAACAUGGGCAAGUCCCAAAGAGAUAGAUGGCAAGCAGAUUGUGACAUUGUUUCUCCUAGCUAAGAACACUAAUCCCAGGCAUCAAUCGCUGGUAGAACAAGAGAGCAAGCAGUACAAAGAUAUUAUCAUGGAAGACUUUAUGGAUACCUACAAGAAUCUCACACUCAAAACAAUGAUGGGUUUAAAGUGGGCCAGUAUUUUCUGCCCCCAAGCCGACUAUGUCAUGAAGACUGACGACGAUAUGUAUGUCCAAUUUGCUAACAUCAUCACGUACCUAUCCAAGCCUACAGUUCCAACUAAAAAUUAUGUGACUGGAUUUGUCAUCAAUGGGGGCCCUAUCCGUGACCCCAAAAGCAAGUGGUACAUGCCAAAAGAAACAUACCCCGGUAGUAAAUAUCCACCGUUUUGUUCUGGAACAGGGUAUAUGAUGUCGGGAGAUGUGCCGGGGAAAGUGUAUGAGACAUCGCUUCACACGCCUUUCCUCUACUUAGAGGAUGUUUUCUUUGCCACAUGCAUAAAUUCCCUCCACAUAGUACCAGUCAACAACAAGGGAUUCAACAAUUGGCGGACACCAUAUUCCUAUUGCAAGUACAAGCGUAUUUUCACAACUCACAUGGUCCCACCGACAGAGAUGCAGAGAAUAUGGAAUGACCAGAAGACCCAGAAGGGAUACCGAUGCUAAUUUUGAUACAAAGAUAAUAUAUUUGUAGAACAUGUUCUAGGAAAUGUACAGUUUUAAUAAACUUUUAUUCUUUUACGCUAUUGUACAAAAGGUUAACAAAAUUAGGAUGACGGUGCAAUUUCUGAGUACUGAUUUUGGUUAAAAAUUUAUGAAAACCUAUACAUGUGGUCCAGUGCAUAAAAUAAGCGAUUUUUUUGUUGUUGCUUGUUCGAGGCUUAAAUGAAUCUUCAUAUACCAUAAAUGUGAAGAUUCAAUUGAUAUUUAAGAAAAGGCAAAAUAUUUUGCUACUUGAACAUGUACUUUUGUGUAUUCGGUCCAAUGUGCGGAGCGAACUAAACCAACAGAAAUAUUGUUUGUACAGUACUGUAAGAUUGACAAGAAAAAUAUAGAAAUUGUUAAGCGUAUUCCUUAUCCCUACUUUGGAAGUUACGAUGGAAGAAAGUUCCAAGUCUACCAAAAUUCAAAGGCAAUGGCUCUACUCAUACAUUCAUAUAACCAAUAUAUUGAUUUUGACUCCUUUUAUGAAAAAUAUUAGUUUGCUCUCAAUGAAAUGUAUAUUUAUCUCGAUGAUGCUGUGCAGGAUAUGUAUUUAAUGUUAAUCCAUAUCUGUAAUCAAUAUUUGUCAGCUGGCUAGGAAUUGGUCUACUACUUUCACAGAGUCUAAAAUGUACCGCAAUGGUAAAAUACAUGAAUGACAAGAUCUGCUUUGAUUGAAACAAAUAAAUACAUACGGUUACAUA